This is a messenger RNA of Hippocampus comes (tiger tail seahorse), 3189 nucleotides long. RefSeq names its product serine/arginine repetitive matrix 1 (gene srrm1). The record is from RefSeq and is a predicted model, not a curated record. The coding region runs from base 111 to 2600 and encodes 829 amino acids. Lineage: Eukaryota; Metazoa; Chordata; Actinopteri; Syngnathiformes; Syngnathidae. Gene Ontology annotation, cellular component: spliceosomal complex. The transcript has 16 exons. Gene Ontology annotation, molecular function: RNA binding. Gene Ontology annotation, biological process: regulation of mRNA splicing, via spliceosome.
GCUGCUUCAGCCGAUGUAAUUCAUGUUGCCUCCUGCAGGAUCGCAAUCUUCACGAGGCUGGUAACACACGUCUUCACUCACUGGUCUUCUAACAUCUAUUUUCUUCAACCAUGGACGCGGGAUUCUUCCGCGGCACAAGCGCGGAGCAAGACAACCGAUUUAGCAACAAGCACAAGAAACUCUUAAAGCAGCUGAAAUUUGCCGAAUGUCUCGACAAGAAGGUGGAUAUGACCAAAGUAAACCUGGAAGUCAUAAAGCCAUGGAUUACUCAACGGGUGACAGAGAUUUUGGGGUUCGAGGACGAUGUCGUCAUAGAGUUCAUAUUUAACCAGCUUGAUGAUAAGCACCCGGAUAGCAAGAUGAUGCAGAUUAACUUGACGGGUUUCCUGAAUGGGAAAAAUGCCAGAGAGUUCAUGAGAGACCUCUGGCCCCUGUUGCUGAGUGCCCAGGAGAACAUUGCUGGCAUCCCAACUGCAUUUUUGGAGCAGAAAAAAGAAGAAAUUAAGCAGAGACAGAUUGAACAGGAGAAGCUUGCUUCUCUGAAGAAGUUGGAGGAGGAGAAAAAGGAUUCAAGAGAGAGGGCUCAGUCAAAGAGCCCGAGAAGACGCAAGACGAGGUCUCCAUCACCAAGGCGCAGGUCUCCGUCACCACGGCGCAGGUCUCCAUUGAGGCGGGAAAGGAAACGUAGCCCUUCACGCUCCCCAAGACGUAAAGCCACUCUACCUGGUGGGAGCUCACCUCCUCCACCCUUGAUGCAGCUUUCCACAAAACCUGUGGAGCAGCCAGUGGAGCCUGACACAUCAGGAAGAGCCAUGCCAGAACCAGUCAUCCAAGAAGUGUCUUCCACCAGCGAAACUGUUGUCGAGAUGGCUAAAGCAGACACGAUUACUGAAGACAAGGAGCUCCCACCUGAGAAAAAUAAGAAUGAGGAGAGGCCCAAGUCCAGGGAAAGGGAGAAGGACAGUAGGAAGGAAAGACCUCAGCGCCGUUCCCGUUCUCAUUCUCGCCACCGCAAACGACGUUCUCGUUCAAGGUCUUACUCUCCACGUAGAAGACAGAGUCCCCGAAGGAGAAUGUCUCCGCGUCGAAGAAGCCCACCCAGACGGGGCCCUCCCAGCUCCAGAAACCGACACAGGCGUUCUCCUGUCCGCAGGAGACAGUCUCGUUCUGCUUCAUCCUCUGGCAGCAGUUCCUCUCGCUCGCACUCGCCUAAAAAAGUAAUGAAAAGAAUAUCCAACACGCCGCCACGAAAACAGCCCCACUUUCCUGAUGCCAUUAGCCCUCCCAGGAAAGACAGGCGAUCACCUUCUCCAAGGGUCAGAAGGGGCAGAGGGUCAGCGUCUCCUGUCAGAUCAUCUGAGGAGGAUAAAAACGAGAAAGGCGCAACUGCGGAUUCUGUGCAGCAGAGACGACAAUAUCGUAGACAGAAUCAGGAGUCAUCUUCAGACUCAGGAUCUUCCUCCUCAAAUGACGAAGCAUCCAAGAGACCAAAGGGAGGACCGGGUGCGAGGAAUGGUGACGUUAAAAGGCGGCGUAGCCACACCCCUUCCCCGAGGAGGCGACAGAGAGAGGCCUCUCCUAGGAAAAGACGUUCACCAUCUCCUGGUCCACGCAGACGCCGUUCUCUUACUCCCGUAAGGCGUCGCAGGUCCCCUUCACCAAGACGAAGGUCUCCUUCUCCACCUCCCCGCAGACUCUCUCCAUCCAACAGGCGUUAUUCUCCUCCAAUCCAGCGCCGCUACAGCCCCGUGCCUCCUCAGAAGAGGAAAUUAUCUAUCUCUCCUGCUAGACGUGGUUCACCAGGGCACAAACGCCGUCCUUCAAGAUCUCCAAGACGCCGAAGUUCUCCCACUCAGCGAAGGCGCACACCACCCUCAUCAAUAUCCCCUCCCAGACACAGAAGAAGCCCCAAGUCCUCUUCUGUCCGGUUAAGUCGGGAUGCACGAUCCCCCGCUGCAGCAGCAAAUCGGCGCUCUCAGUCCCCUGCAAAUCGCAGUCGCAUUAACAGAGAUUCUAACAGUCCUGCGAGGCCUUUUGAAUCCUCCAACCAGCGGAGACACUCUCCAUUGCAGAAUGAAAAACCUAUACGAAGAGUCUCCCGUACCCCAGAACCGCGCAACAUUCAGAGACGUUCUCUGAGCCCUCAGCCUUUGAGAAGAGUUUCCUCCAGAUCUCGAUCCCUUUCUCCUCAACCAGCUCCAGUGAAACGCCUCGCCCCCGCAUCUGCCUCCCCUUCACCAUCUCGAUCUGCUAGUGCUUCCCCCCCACCAGCCAAAAAGGCAAGCAGUGGCUCUGGUAGCCGAUCACCUAGCAAGAAUUCAGAUGUUGAUGGCAGCGCCAAAAAGAAGAAGAAGAAGAAGGAAAAGAAGCAUAAGAAGGACAAGAAACAUAAGAAGCACAAGAAGCAUAAGAAGGAGAAGAGUGGCAACACCGGGAGUGGAGAGACCCAGCAGAACCAGGGUGGGGAUGAAGAUGGUGAAUCAAGAAAGGAAUCAGAGAGUGAAGUGGAGGACACGUUGGAUGAUCUGGAGAAACACCUGAGAGAGAAGGCCCUCCGCUCCAUGAGGAAGGCCCAGGUGUCUCCCUCACAGAUGUCCUAAUUCUCAAGGAGCGCCCCUCCACCUCCCCCACCCUUUUCACAUUAACCUUGAUGUUUGUGAUAAACUGAUUCAACUUAGAAUGUACAAACUGGUGAUGUUGCAUUUUCUUUUCUUUCUUUUUACAGAUUUGGUACAUUUUGAGGCAUUGCUUUUCAGUGUGAUUUGUCAGCCUACCAGCUAAACUGUAAAAAGUUUGUGUUGUCCAUUACUACUAAAUUGAUGAGCAUGGGAACAUGUAAAUUGAGGGUUGAUUUAAAGACUCCCCCCAACCUUUUCCACAACCAAAAGUAGACUCCUGUUAAGAAGUGAUUGCAUGUGCAGUGACUGUGGUGUGCAUGUGGAGCAGUGCCACUUCUGUGUUAAAUUGUUUUGGUCCUCAAAUAGUGCACAAUUUUCUUUACCAGUUGGUUAUUGUGACUCAUUCAGAGAGGAUGCUUUAAUUUAUCCAACUAGAUUUUUUUUGUUUGUUUGUUUUUUUGGGGUACAUCCUUGUUCCAAGUUAAUCCGUGUGGGACUGCUUUGCUUUGUAUUUAGUACCCCUUAUUUGUCUUGUCAACCUUUCAGAAUUAAAACCUUUUUAUAGAAUCUC